This is a messenger RNA of Neocloeon triangulifer, 4529 nucleotides long. RefSeq names its product cytochrome P450 12b1, mitochondrial-like. Lineage: Eukaryota; Metazoa; Arthropoda; Insecta; Ephemeroptera; Baetidae. The record is from RefSeq and is a predicted model, not a curated record. The transcript has 5 exons. Gene Ontology annotation, molecular function: heme binding; iron ion binding; oxidoreductase activity, acting on paired donors, with incorporation or reduction of molecular oxygen. Bases 2942 to 3631 code for a protein of 229 amino acids.
CCUAGGCCUAGUUGACAUUAACACAUUUUUGUGCAUCAGCUUUAUUUCUUUUGGAAAUACUGUCUUGGGGGUCGAGUUAAAUUUAGGGAACCAGAGCUUUUUGUAAAAUAAGAGCUACUGAUCAGGAUUACGGUCGACUUUGAAUUACUUUGAGGUGUUUCGGCGAUCGCUGUUGCUUUGGGCCCAAACUCAAAGUGAGACGGGCCCCCGAAAGGACACUCUGGAGGGAAACAAUUCACCUGGCCCUGUUCCGAUUUGAUUUGGUAAUAUUAAUUUAAGGCUUCACUCGUCAAAAUUCUCUCUCUCCAAAAAUGAGCAAAAUUGUUCCGCGCGAUUUAUAUUUCUUCAUCUGUUAUUUAAAGUCCAUAGCUUACUGAAAUAUAUAAUUUUUAGUUACAAUAGCCUGAAUAUUGUGUCAUUUGUAUUUUUGAUCUUGGUUUUAAAAUCGUUUCCAAUUAAUUUAAUUAAUAAAUAUUUACAUUUCAUUUUAACCGCAAGAAAUAUCUUUUUAUGCUCAACACACUUCUGAAAAGAACCCACAUCCUCUCACGCCUGCUUGUUUCACCAGUUUAAAACUCGAUAAAUUAAAUAAAAAUAAUAAUUUUCAAUAGUCUAAGCAAUUGAUAAUAAUUCAUAAUAAGAAAAAAGUAAUUACAACAUAAAAUUAUAACUAGAAGUUUAUAAAAUAUAAUAUAAAAUUAAAUUCAGCUCGUUUGACAACAUUCUCACCAAAUAAUUGAAGAUGAACGCGAGUUGGGCUUAAUUUCGAAUAGUUUUUUGGUGGAGGCAUAAAUAUUUUGUAUUUUAGAAUUGAAAAUUAUUAAAUUUAAUGACGAGUUAUAUUUUUAUAUUUCAUUUAAAAUUGACAUAAUCCGACGGAGAGGUGAGAAAAUAUAAUGAGAACUACUAAUAUUAAGUAAAAUAAUUCCCACAUUUGCAUAAUUUUUUUGUUCCAUUCAUUUUUUUUUUUAAUUCAGUUGUUCAGUUCAACACAUAAUUUUUUUUUUUAACUUAUGUACAUCAUUAUAAAAAAUGUACAACAUUUUUGAUUGUAUUUGGUUUAAAAAAUUUAAAAAAAAAGAAAGAAAAUGAUUUAGCAAAUAUAACUUGGAAAUAAAAAUCAAGAACUAGAGUGUCGACAAGGAAAGUGAUCAAAGUAUAUAAGUAUUUUGCUACCCAGCACGGUUGAGGCUGCGCGGUUCUGGCGAGAUCAAGCUGUUGUUGGGGUGGAGAGCGCGCCAUUUUUAAAGGUUUAAAAUAGUAAAUAAUUGUUAAAUUAUUAGAGACGCAUUGGGGACAGUGGCGGAGGAUUGACUUUCUACGACCGUGAUGACACCGAACGCCACUUUUUGCGCGGCGUCGUCAGUUCCAGUCCGGGAAGCAUAUUGAAAAACCAUGGUAGAUGGUAUGAAUUUGCAUAAUUAAUUAAGCGCAAUGCUCUGAAUCAACGCACGCUAAAAUCACAAACUGACAAUAAAAACGACAUUUUCAAAUAAUUUGUCCUCUUUCUGGACUAAAUUUAAUUAAAUUUGAGCUUAAUCGCAAUUAAUACCGCUUGAAAGUGCUUUUAAUUAAUGAAAACGUGUAAAUUAACUCAUUCUUCACUGCGAUUUUGACAAUUAAAAGUAAAAAAUUAAAAAUAUUCAAGAAUUUUCGGCUCCCGUGAAAAAGGUAAACUUACGAUCUUUGAUUCCUAAGGAAAUUAGCGCGCGUUGAGAUAUUCGCUCGGGACGUGGCUUAAAUUUCUCUCCUUGAGAUGAAUUUGCAUAAUUAAUUAAGCGCAAUGCUCUGAACCAACGCGCGCUAAAAUCACAAACUGACCAAAAAAUCGACUAUUUCAAAUAAUUUGUCCUCUUUCAGGACUAAAUUUCAUUAAUUUUUGGCUCAAUCGCAGUAAUUGCUGCUUGAAAUUGCUGUUUAAUAAAAAAAAAUUAUUGCAACUCUAAAUAGUGUUUUGAGAAAAACGUGCAAGGAAAAAAAUCUAAAUUUGAAUAUUGUAAAUUUAAAAAAAAAAACGUUUUUUUUUUUUGCAGGACGGCGCACAAGUACGUGCAGCAGGCGAUGGAGCGGUCCAAGGGUGGGUCCGAGGGUGGAUAGCCGAGGGGGUGCCUCACAAUGUCCUAAAGACAAUGUCCUAACAGAAAAUGUCCUACAGAAAAUGUCCUAAUGAAAAUGCCCUAAAAUUAAGAAUUGAAAAUGUCCUAACAGAAAAUAUCCUAACGCCUGAAAAUUAUGACAAGUCAUGUGUCAUGUGCAAAAAAAUUUAAUUUCAUCCUUUCAAGUAAUUUUGCUUCAAAAUUUAUCCUCAUUUAAAAUAUUUGACGCUUCAUACGACUAGGGUCUUUAUUGGAAAAUAAACUUUUGAAUUAAUUUCAGUAAUUUUAGGCUUUUGUAAUGACGUCAAAUAUAUUUUUUUAAAUAUUUUUGUUUUUUUUUCAACGGGUAGUUUCUUCUAGACAAUAGUUUCGAAGAAUUUCGUAAAAAUCUUCAGGCGAUUGUAUUUUUGUUUCCUACGAAAAAGUUUACUUAAAAAUAUCAUUCAAAUUUUUUUUCAAGAAAAAAAAUAUGAAAAUUUCUAAUUGAAAAUGUUCGUUAAAUUUAUUUUCAAUGUACGUUGUAGUAAUAAUAUUGUUAUUAACAAUAAUUUGUAUUUGUGGAAAAUAAUAUGAUUGUUUCAAAAUUUUAUAUUUUGAAUUAUUUGAUCAACUAUAUCGUAAGAAAUGUGACAUAGAAGCUUGACAAUUAGCAUCAUUCUUUCUGCUUAAGUGAAUUCAUUUGAUAAGGAAAGAAGUUCUUGUUAGUCCCUGUUGAAAAAACUAAAUUUUUUAUAAUAACUCAACCACUUUUCAGAAGUUUAGGACAUUUUCUUGAAAUUCAAUUAGGACAAAUUUUUUAGGACAAUGUGCGACCAUAGCUUUUAGGACAUUUUCUUUAGGACAUUAUGAUGGUACCCGAGCCGAGCGCCCUGGAGAGGAUGCUUGGGCGCGACCCGAACCCUACACGGGCCGUUGUCAUGGCCCUGGACAUGCUCGCCGCCGGCAUCGACACGACGUCGCACUCGCUGACGAACGUGUUGCUGCACGUGGCCGAGAACGGCGACAAACAGGAAAAACUGUUCCGCGAGUUGGAGAAAAUCAUGCCGGACCCUUUGACGCCCCUCACCAGCCAAAUGCUCGCUGAGAUGAAGUACCUCAGGGCGUGCAUCAAGGAGAGCAUGAGGUUGGCGCCAGUUUUCUCUGGAAUUUUGAGGAGGACGACGAGCGAGAUGGUGGCGAUGGUGCUUUCGAAUCACCGCGUGCCCGCAGGAGUGGACGUGGUGAUGGGGAACGGCGUCACGUCGCGGUCGGACGAGCACUUUGCCGAGGCGGGGAAGUUUUUGCCCGAGCGGUGGAUCAGGGGCGGCGAGUUGGAGGAAAAACCCUUUCGUGUCGCUGCCCUUCGGCCACGGCCCGCGCAAGUGCAUCGGCAUGCGAUUCGCCCUCCUCGAAAUCGACGCCCUCCUCGCCAAGAUGAUGCGCAGGUUCCGGUGGGAGUUCAAGUACGGCCCCGUCAAGUACAAGUCCAGCCUCAUCUACGUGCCUCAAGUUCACCGUCCGCCACCGUUGACGUCUCACGCGAAUAUUUUUUUUAGUUUUAUAUCUCAGUGUGUCCAUGUCAGAGUAAAUUUGCAAUACAGAAAAAAAUGUAAAACCUUUAUUGGCAGAGAUUUUGAUUGCUGAAAUUGAUAUCUUACUUUUGGAGAAGAAUCAGUUAAUUUACACAAUUACACUUUAAAACACAAAAACAAGAGUUUAUUGUAAUAUUCUUAAUACCUAAACUAUACUAAAUAAAUACUUCUUUUAAUCACAGGGCGGCGUGGGCUUCACAUUUGAAUUAUUGUUUUAUUUAAGAGACUGAGAUUGCAAUCAAGUUUUUCACUCUAAAUUCAGCUGAGAGAAAAUAACACUCUUGUAGGCGCGCGGCCGCAAAAUUUUGAUAGCGCAAUAAAAACUGUUGAAUCGCUAUAUUUCUUCUUCAAGCCUUGCGUGACUUCGGUCCUGUUAAAUUAUUGAGCACCAUGAAAACCGCUUAUAGACGUUAAUUUUAUUUAAUUUCAAACCAUCAACCAGCAACAAGAGUACCCGUCUCUUCUUACCGCAAAAAAUAAUUCUUAAUUACAAAUCUCGGCCUGCCAACUCGAGAAAUGCAAUAAAACUUGCGGUUUUGUGCUACUGUUAAAAUUUUGAUCACCGUGAAAAUCAGUCCCUCAAUUAAAGUACCAUUUUAUGGUUUUGCCAACUUUGGCAAAAAGACCAAAUUGCUAUUAAUUUCGGAAUGCAAUAAUGUAGUUUUACAUUAAUAUAUAGUUUUAACAAGAAAUUCUUUCUAGUAAUUCUUGUUUCAAAAUUAAUCGUUUAUUCCGUGUAUAUUAAUUUUCUCACGAAAGUAACAAUUUCACUAAUUGUAUUUAUAUAAACUUCGACAUCAUUACUAUGAAGUAAAAUUUAGUAUUUUUAAUUAAUUCUGCUGAUGAGGAAAUGCCACUUUCA